AGCCGAAAGCGAACGGGUGUCAUUCGAGAGGUUAAUGUUGAGGUGGUGUUGUCCGAGCUUCGUCACAUCAGUAGAUAAUAUCACCGACACAAACCAUCAAACGGCUCAUUUUGAAAAGGGUUCUUGUAGCACCAUGGGUUUCAAUUACGUGAUGUUUUUGGGCAGCGUCCGAGAAGGUCGUAAUGUAUCACGGGUGGCUAAAUACAUGAUAAACGUUUUCGAAUCCAAUGGACAUAAGGUGACAAUAUUUGAUCCCCAGGAAAUGGAAUUCCCCAUGCUAAAGAAACCUCUUCAUUUUCACCGUUCCAACGAACAGCCUCCCGAUUGGUUAGUCAAGCACAAUAAGACCAUACAGGAUGCUGACGGCUACGUGGUCAUCUCGGCCGAAUACAACCGUGCCAUUCCUCCAGCUCUUACCAACAUGAUGAAUCACUUUCCUCCCGCGUCGUACAAGUACAAACCUUGUGGAAUUGUUUGUUAUUCCCUUGGCCCAGCAGGGGGCAUAGUUGCAGCGAUGGCGCUCCGACCUUUCCUUGGGGAGCUGGGAAUGGUAACCCCAUCGUUUAUCUUUGCAACCCCACAAGUCGCAGAUGCAUUUAGUGAAGAUGGAAAGCCUCUCACGGAUCGAGCUAAAACAGGAGGACCGAAUCUGCUGAAAGAACUGGAAUGGUACACGGCUGCUCUGAAGAGACAGAGGGAAGAAAUAGGAAUACCGAAAUAGAACCACAGAUUUCACAAACUAUUCUAUUUUAGAAACAUAGUAUACUUUCUGUAAUGUAUUGUCAAGUAGUGGGAUAUUGUGAUAAUAUAAAGUAAGAUUGUUGAUAAAUUUAUAUAACUGUUGUUUUUUUUUUACAAGACUCUUGAAAAGAUGGCCUACAAAAGUCUUUCAUUCUGCAAGCAGAAAGUUUAUGUAGAAUUCCAUGCUUGCGAUUAUACUAUAAAACUUGCAUGACUUAUCCAAUGAAAUCUUCAUAAUUUUACUCUAUCCAAACCUUAGUUUUGCCAGAUCGUUAAGAACUUAAUCAUUACGUGUCUUUGUAAUGGGUCCUAUAAUAAAUGCGAUUGAAACUGUA
Messenger RNA from Limulus polyphemus (Atlantic horseshoe crab), 1076 nucleotides. RefSeq lists its product as uncharacterized. Lineage: Eukaryota; Metazoa; Arthropoda; Merostomata; Xiphosura; Limulidae. The transcript is spliced from 3 exons. Gene Ontology annotation, molecular function: oxidoreductase activity; FMN binding. The coding region runs from base 35 to 721 and encodes 228 amino acids. The record is from RefSeq and is a predicted model, not a curated record. Gene Ontology annotation, cellular component: cytosol.